AUGUAUUGUCCAAUAUGUCAUCAUAGAGCAUAUGUUAUGUAUUGUGCUCAUUGCAUUAAUACGAGCCCCAGUUUGCUGUUAAAAUUAAAGUUGAAUUUAAUUUCUAUAAAGGAUGAGAAUGAGUUACUUAGUGGCAAGGUCGAACAAAUACUAAACGAAGCCAUGAACUAUGACCAGCUGAAUAUCAGGGCUUUGGAGCGGAAAAAGGACCCUUUGACGAAUAGCCUCAUGAAGUUGGACGUUUUACGAAUGAAGAAGAAUAACAACCGAAUCAAGCAUAGAAUAGAGCAUUUAAAUGAACGAAUCAAUAGUAAGAGAGAUCACAUCAGCAAGUUGAAACUAGAAAUAGAUAAUUAUAAACACUAUAAGGCGGAAGCUGGUAGAGACAAAUUGAGGGAACAAAUGGAAAUUAAUGAUGCAAAGAACAAGUUAACACAAAUUUCCAGGAUUUGUGAAUCGACCAGAAAUUACAAACUAAACCUGCUGAACGAUUGGUUUGUAAUCCAGAAACUACACGACAAUUUUCAGAUACCAUUUUCCAUUGCCUUUCAGCCAUUAAUAUCGCUGAAGAAUUUCCAUGUUUUGCCUCCUCUCAUAACAGAUGAUUCCAUCAAUACCAUGUGGAAGUAUGUCACUUUCCUCUCCGACAUUCUUGUGAUUAAACUCCCCUACGCCAGCAAUAGUAACGAGCUCCCCAUGUUUGAGUCUUCCGAUGGCAUACAGACAGUAGUACAAAGAUUGAUCAAGUUGAUAAUAAAUAUUUUACAAAUAUGUAGACACUUGAAACUCGUGCCUUCGACACCCAUGGACAUACCAUGGCUUCUGGAUCAGUACGACGUGGACGGACUGUUCUAUAACAUGGUGAAACGGAACAAGAUGAAGUGUAGGUCCGUUUCGCUAUACUGGACUUUUGGAAUGCUGUAUUCCAUGGUUCUGGAUAAUUUGAACAGUCCACAAACAGGACAUCCUGCGAGACGGACCGCACCGGCUCCGGCUCCCACAGGACCUCAUGACCGAUGGUACGUGGUAGGCUAG
Saccharomyces kudriavzevii IFO 1802 is the source of this 1035-nucleotide messenger RNA. It is a transcript of the gene ATG14, whose product is annotated as Atg14p. Gene Ontology annotation, biological process: macroautophagy. The record is from RefSeq and is a predicted model, not a curated record. Lineage: Eukaryota; Fungi; Ascomycota; Saccharomycetes; Saccharomycetales; Saccharomycetaceae. Bases 1 to 1035 code for a protein of 344 amino acids. The transcript has a single exon.